Molecule: messenger RNA, 4755 nt
Organism: Harpegnathos saltator (Jerdon's jumping ant)
Lineage: Eukaryota; Metazoa; Arthropoda; Insecta; Hymenoptera; Formicidae
Gene: yem
Product: yemanuclein
Exons: 12
Coding region: 153-3263 (1036 amino acids)
Biological process (GO): chromatin organization
Cellular component (GO): nucleus
Source: RefSeq, a predicted model, not a curated record
AGUCGUGCCGAAGAUGGCGACGUGCGAGCGGCGGUGUCCGCGCGGUGUUUAGGCGAGUGAGAGAGUGUGUGAGAGAGGUGUACCAUGUUGCCGCCGUUGCAGCGUCCGCAGUGUUUCUGUGAUUCGCGUUAAGUUCGGUGCUAAAUGUAGGAAUGUCAGAGACGAAACGGGUACCUCUGCAGACCCUGGAGUUUCCGGAGUCCCUGGGCCACGCUACGAAGAAGGAGAAAAAGGGGAAUAUGGGCAAGCAGCUCGCUCCCUCCUUCCGCUUCACGCUCACCCUGCCGGAGUCGAACGAGAAGACAUGUCCCGAAUUCAACUACGCGCAGCUCCUGAAAUCGGCCGAGAAGAAGCGAAGGAAAGACGAGAAGAGGGGAGAUGAGAAUGCUACAAACGGAUUGGAUCCGUUCGACGAUGACGAUGACGAGGAUAAGCUUCGAGACAUGGCAAAGCGAUUUGAAGCGAAAUAUGGAACGUCUAUCGGAAAGAAAAGACACAAGUACGACGAUUAUGUGGAUUUGGGCGCGGGAUAUGAUGAGAAUGAUUCCUUCAUCGACAACACUGACGCUUACGACGAGAUUGUACCCGAGGAGAUGACCACGGCGCAUGGGGGCUUCUAUAUUAAUUGCGGGGCCCUCGAAUUUCGUGCGGCCGAUAGACACUCAUUAGUCCACAAUAACAAUAACAAUAAUAAUAGCGAUGAAGACGAGAGCAGCGAGAGCAGCGAGGAAGACACCGAAGAUGUGGAUAGUCCUAAACGUCUAGAAAAACGAACCAUCAGCUCGUCGGAAGACGAUGAGACGGAGGAUAUUACCGGCAGUAACCCACGAAAGAGAAAAAUUGAGGACAACGGCGAGAAGAAAAGUAAUCAUGAAAAUAGCAAGAAGAGGAAAAAGGCGCAAAAUCAUCAAACGCAGGAUCAACAACAACAAAAUUCUCAACAGGAUCCGGACCUUUUAAAUAGACGGAAAGAUAAAAGUGAUAUAACCGAUGUUGAAGGUGGUACAGCUUCUGAGGAUCAAGAGGAGAAGAAAAAGUCUGAUAAAUUGGAAUUACAGAAAAAUAAAAUAAGUGAUAAAAAGUUCGAUAUAAAGAAAUUUGAGAAAAAAUCGUCCAAUAGUAACGGAUUCGACGUGAAAAAGAUGGAUCUAAAGAGGUUCGGCGGUAAGGACAGCAACAUUGACGAUGCAAUUGAGAGUGUUGUGAACGCGGCUAGGGUCGAGGACGACACGUCGAGUCGAGAUACAUCCGACUCGGGGAAGUCGCGCGUUUGUCUCUACGUGGAAUCUGACGGGGAGGAGAUGUAUAAUAAGGAAACGUUAUUACCCGAGAAUCUUCCCGAAGAUAUAAAAGAGAUAGUAAAUAAAUUGAAGGCUCACGCAGAGAAUAGCAAAGAUGGUAAAAGUAAAUUCUUCAACAACACGGUUAACGAAGUACUUUUUAAUUUAGAGAAAAAACUACGGAUGAUGAAUUCGCCUAGCGUAAGGUUACAAACUUAUGCCCACCUAGUACGGUUUUUGCCUUGUAAGAAAAUUACCUUACUCAGUAGAGCUAAAAAAUUAUAUCUGGAGGACGCGGAGCAUAGAGUGAAUGAACCAAUGCAGAAAUUAAAGACACUCAUCGAUAAUGUCAUGCCCUCGGUUAUGGAUAAAUAUAUGAAAGAAUGCCAAAAAGUUGCCGACGAAAAUCCUCAAUUAUACUGGGAGAUAUAUCGGUACUGUUGGGGUUUCGAGGGGUCUCCUGCGGAUGCGGAAAGUAGCGAUGAAGACGACGUCUCUAAAACUACGGACAAACCGAAGAUCCCCCGAAAACGAUUUCCAUGGACUGACGAAGCGAAAAAACUCGUUCUUGAAAUUGCGAACGCCAGGAGGCAUUACUUCAAAAUUCUUAGACCAAGAAAAGAGAGUAUGGAGUCGUUCGUCGCUACUUUUAUGGAUACUAACGUUUUACCGUUGUGGCCACCCGGUUGUGUACGAUUGCAAACCUUGAUAAAAUACGGUAGUCCCGUUGGGCCGGUCAUUAAGAAGAAGUUGAAAAAACCGAAGGAAAUGACCAAUGCAAAUAAUGUUAUUGCCGCUGGGAAUACUCAAAUUUGUAAUUCCGUUGCGAGGAACGAUACCACAAACACGAAUAAUGUUUCAUCUCAAGAAAGGGAGAGGAUACCUACGAUCGUACCCAGAAGUACUCAGAGCAGCGUCGAACAUUCGACUGUGAAUUUCGUGAAUCAAGCAUCGGCAAGGGACGUGGUUAUCGACAAGAAGCAACACAGUAGUAAACACAAGGACAAACACACGGAAAAUAACAUGGGACAGCAGCAAGAGAACGUCACGGUUAAUGCCAUUAAUAAUUCUACCGUUGGUAAAAUCUCCGUUGUACCCACGGCUCAGUUGAUGGCUCAGAAGCAUGUCAAGAGUCACGUCGAGAAAUUUAACCUCAUGGAUCUAACGAAUAGCUCUCUGUCCAUCACGCCUGUCAAUGAUUAUCACAAACUGUCGGGAAAGACCACGGAGUCGAAGAAGGAUGUAGUUUCCAUCACGGCGUGUACGGAAGCAGCGAGUCACUCAAAAACGAACGAAAUAGUACAGACUGGACAUCAUUCCGUGUUCAGGCAAGAUGCUUCUUAUCCGGCGCCAACGCAGAAUCUGAAGCACAGACUUUUACACGAGAACACCGAUGCGAAGUGUGACAAGAGAUUGGUGGACGAUAAGGAUGUCGACCUGGUCAAUAAAACCGAUAAGAAAGACAAGAAGAGAGAUCGGUGCAUGGAAGUGAAGCACAAACCGUCACAUGACUCGAAAAAGAGAAAAAAGGAUCAGAAGAUGCUCGAGCAGCAAAUAGGGCCUAUUACCCCAGACAUAGUGCCUAUACCGCAGCAAGCGACCCUUUCGAAAGAGGAGCAGGAGCAGAGGCAGAACGAGGAAACGAUCGCCGCGACCAACUUUCUCAGCCAGAUCAUCAACGAUGACACGUCACCGCGUGGGUUAACAGACAAACGGAAAGACGGUUUUAUCGCGGACGAUAAUCUGGCUAGCAUAGUACAGCCGACGGAGCAGGAGAAGGACGUGCAAAUGGUAAUGCGGUCGUUGAAGGAGUUGCAAGAGUUGCAAGAGAUGAAAUUUUCUCCCAGUCAUUCGCCAGUCGGCGGUGCCAUUCAAAAAGCCGGUAAAUCGAACACGCAUUACGUCACUUACCAGGAGGAAUAUCAACGAUUGUACCUCAAGAAAGAGGAUAAAAUAAGGUCUAAGGAGGAUUCGCAAUGGUAGAUAAACAAUGUUGUGUAUUAUCGCCCGUUCGAAGCUUCGUUUAUUUGCGGACGGUUACAGUAGUAACUAAAAAUUAUUAGUUGAUUAUUAGUUCCGCGAUUAGUUAACAGGCGGGGCUCUCGGUAUUUAUAAUUACGUUUCUUUUCGGCACGAACGAUCGAGCGAGAGGGCCGGCCGAAACUUCUUCCACUUAGAGAGAACAUUAUCGGUGAAUAGGAUUCACACGCAGCUAUGCAGUGUGUGACGGCGAUCGUUGGCGCGUAUAUAUAUACAUGCAUGUAUGAGCGUGUGUGAGUGUAUGACGUGUGUGUGUGUGUGUGUGAGUGUGAGUGUGAGUGUGAGCGUUAUCGCGUAAAGUUUUUAAGUAUUUUGAAACAGACAACCGCCAAAUUAUGUACAUACAUAAAAUUCGCUCUAGUAGUAAUCUCGGUUGUAUGUGUACAGAAUAAGUAUAAAUUAUAAAAUUCUAAUAAGGGAUUCCGUGAGAAUAGCUAUCUUUGUAAAUAAGUUUAGCAACAUCCCAUAAUUGUCAUAACUGUCAUAAUUGAAUGUUGGGUGGUCAAUGAGAAUUUUAUUUACAUUAUUUCGAUAAAACGUAGUUUGAUCUUUUAUUGUGAUCUUAACAUUGUCAUAAAUUGGAAUUUAAUAUUACUCGCGUACACGUGGCAUUUUAUUUUAACCGUCAACUUGAGAAAAUUGCUUUCUUCCCUUUUCUUUUUUUUACAAGUACUGCCACAAAUAUGGGAGGGGCAGGUCGUUGGUAUCGGUGACCAUUUACUUUUUAUCUUGCGUGUAUGUGCUAUUUGACCACCCUGUGUCAAAGAAUGGAAAAAAAAAACAGAUUAUGUAUUGUUCCUUUUCGUGUAUGUGCUUCGCCUGUCACAUAUUAUCGUACAUACAUUCUUAUAUGUUUACGCAUAAAACAGGAAAUUAUUCAGUUCAAGAUAUAUAUUUCAAUAGUUUACGUAUUUCAUCCACAUUUUCGCCUUCCAAUUGAAUUUAUAUUAUCAAUAAGAAACGAAUUCGUGAUCACAUGAUCAGGAUCAGGAAUGAAUCAGAAUACAAAGCUCUAACGUUUGAUUGAUUAUUGUAAGAGGUCACGAUAAGAUACUUCCACUGUAUAUUGCCCGUUUGCGCAGAUUAUUUUGAUUAAUAUCAUUAUAAAAUUUACAUAUCUCCAACAUUUUAAGUUCCGCAUUCCCUUUAUCUUUAAAGACAGGAGAUUCACUAGAUUAGCUCAAGACGUGUGCGAGUAUUCAGAUUGCUUUUUCGAUUUAUGUAGCUUCAUACGCGGCUUGUGACCGAGUGAUAGAUGUAAUAAAUACUGUGUGAAAAAGAGUGUGUACGAAGGAGACGGAAUGAAUGUAUGAGAGCUGUUAAAAAGAGCGAGAGAGCGAGAGAGAGAGAGAGAGAGAGAGAGAGAAAGAGAGCGAGAGAGAGACAGACAACUAGAAUAUUUUUGGAACACAUAAAGAUGACGACUAGUACUGUA